Molecule: messenger RNA, 2468 nt
Organism: Xenopus tropicalis (tropical clawed frog)
Lineage: Eukaryota; Metazoa; Chordata; Amphibia; Anura; Pipidae
Gene: cyp2a6.11
Product: cytochrome P450 family 2 subfamily A member 6 gene 11
Exons: 9
Coding region: 47-1537 (496 amino acids)
Cellular component (GO): endoplasmic reticulum membrane
Molecular function (GO): oxidoreductase activity, acting on paired donors, with incorporation or reduction of molecular oxygen; oxidoreductase activity, acting on paired donors, with incorporation or reduction of molecular oxygen, reduced flavin or flavoprotein as one donor, and incorporation of one atom of oxygen; iron ion binding
Source: RefSeq, a predicted model, not a curated record
AGAAGCAGAGAAACAGAUAUAGUGGCUGCAGGAAAGGAUAACCAGCAUGGAGAUCCUAGGAGCAACAGCAGUGCUGCUGGUAAUCUGUGCAUUUUUCCUGCUCCUAAAUACAAUACAAGUUAUACGGCGCCAGGGCAAGGGCAAGCUGCCCCCAGGACCCACACCGCUGCCAUUCCUGGGCAACUUUCUGCAGCUGAGAGGCGAAGAGGUCUUCAAAUCCCUUCUUGAGUUUGGUAAGAAAUAUGGCCCAGUGUACACCAUUCAUUUGGGCAUGGAGCCAGUUGUGGUUUUGUGCAGCUUUGACAUUGUAAAAGAGGCUCUCAAUGACAAUGGAGAUGAAUUUGGUGCGCGGGGGCAUAUGCCUUUGCUGGAAAAGAUAUCCCAUGGAGGUCAUGGAGUUGUUGCUAGUAAUGGAGAACGCUGGAAACAGCUAAGACGAUUUUCCCUGAUGACUCUGAGGAAUUUUGGAAUGGGAAAGAGAAGCAUAGAGGAAAGAAUCCAAGAAGAGGCUCAUUUCCUAACAAAUGAAUUUAAAUAUACCAAAGGUCAGCCUGUGGAUCCAACAUUUUAUUUUAGCAAAGCUGUUUCCAAUGUAAUCUGCUCUGUUGUAUUUGGAGACCGUUUUGAAUAUGAAGAUACAGAAUUCCUUAGGCUUCUAGGACUCUUAAACCAAGUGUUCAGAGGCUUCAGUUCUGUUUGGGGACAGUUGUACAAUAUAUUUCCAAAAGUCAUGGGUAAGCUACCGGGGCCCCACAAUAUGAUUUUCAAAUCUGUUAAUAGCCUUCAGGAGUUUAUUAUGCAGAGGAUCAACAUGCACCAAGAGACUCUUGAUCCUAGUUCUCCUAGAGAUUUUAUUGACUGCUUCCUCAUAAAAAUGCAACAGGAGAAGGAUGUGCCCCAGACUGAGUUUCACAUGCAGGGUGCUCUUAACACCACUUUUGAUAUGUUUGGUGCUGGAACAGAAACUGUCAGCACAACACUGCGAUAUGGCCUGUUGAUUCUCCUCAAGCACCCAGAUAUUGAAGAACGAAUCCAGAAAGAGAUUGAUAGCGUCAUUGGCAGGAAUCGCGCUCCAUGUAUUGAGGACCGUUCCCGCAUGCCGUACACAGAUGCCGUUAUCCAUGAGAUUCAGAGAUUUGUUGACAUUAUACCCAUGGGAAUCCCCCACAAAGUGACACGUGACAUUCAGUUUCAGGGUUAUUUCAUUCCAAAGGGUACCACAGUAUACCCAAUGCUAAGCUCCGUUCUGCAUGACCCAAAGCAGUUUAAAUAUCCUGAUAUAUUCAAUCCUGGACAUUUCAUAGAUGAAAAUGGAAAGUUUUGUAAGAAUGAUGGGUUCAUGCCUUUUUCCUCAGGGAAGAGAAUAUGCGUUGGGGAGGGUCUGGCUCGGAUGGAACUCUUUCUGUUUAUUACAACAAUUCUACAGAAUUAUACACUAAGGUCUCCAGUGGACACAGAAGACUUGGACCUUACACCAGAGCUGAGUGGCUUUGGGAACAUUCCUCGUCCCUACAAGCUUUGCUUCAUUCCUCGUUAAUGUAUUGGAUUCACUUUUUUUGUGUAUUUAAGGCUGAACCAAGAAAAUGGGCUAUCACACUAGUAUACCUUCUGUCUACCAAAACUAGUACUAUUACUUUUACAUGAACUGACAUCAUUGUAUCGGGAAAAAACAGAAAUGUUAAUUUCAAUUGUUUGAGAAUUGGGGGGCACUUGCUUUACAAUUCUUUUGUCUCCCAAGCAUACAAAUAGCAAGUCAUGCGUAGAUAUAACAGUUCUACAAAUAUAUCAUCAUUCUGAUCUAAUUAAAAUAUGUGGGUUCUACUACAAGGUGGUUUUAUACUACAGUGUGACAUCACCAAAUUAGCACCAAUAAAGUGAGCCAGAUUGGGAUGAACUGGUAUUUUGCCCCUCAAGGUCAAUGAACAGAUCAUAAUGAGAAGAAGGGGAGUACCUUCAGAUGGGAAGUAUAUCUUUGCUCCAAUGUGGUCCUUGCCCAAUUUUUGUACAGGUGUUGAUCAGGCUGACCAUCAGAAGGCCUUAGUAUAUGGCCCAAUAGCUGCAGACUCAGUCUAUAGGUAUCAAGCUUACAGCCUAUAUCGGCCUGUGUAUGCCCCCCUUUACAGUUUACCAGAUUUUGUCCAAUUUUCCAUUCUGCUUGCGUACAGAAUUGUAAUGGUGACAUGCAACUAUCCUCUGAAAUAAGGAGGUGAAAUUACUACCAAUGUAAAAUAGUGUACAAAUUGCUUCAUUCUGAAAUCAGAACACUUGUAACUCAUGAGAUUUUCAUUGUGAAUAUUUUAUAUUUUAUAAAGAUUUCAGGACGUUUUCACUGAAUUCUUUGUUAUUCUUUUUAGCCUAAAUUCAGUGUGUACAGCAUACAAAAUAUACAACAACUCAUCAUGCACUCUGGUAUUGUAUUUAUUUUGAGUUCUAUAACACAAAUCAUAUUCAAUAAAUAAUACAACAUA